UAUAAAUCGCGAUAUAGCUGAUAAUUUCAAUCAAUUUGAAAUUAUUUCAUUAAAUAAGUUAAAUGCUUGUGCCAAUGAAUUUAGUUGAAAACAUUCGCCAUGUCCACAGUGCAGUGUCGGACACAUUCGACAGAAUUAGAGUGUAAAGAAAACGUAGAGUCGAAUUGGCUGAACGAGGCUCUCUUAACACGUCUGCUACAGCAAAAUAUAAAAGGUUUUCACAAAAUCUUAAAAUUCAAUUGCCAAUGGAGAACCCCGCGGAAUUUUUCUUGCUCCAUAACAAUCGAAAUUCAGUUAGAAGAUGGAAAAUUACGAACAGGCCAAUAUGUGCUCAAGGCACAACCGUCAGCGAAAGUAAAGUGUUCAGACGCAUUAAGUAGAGAAUUUUACAUGUAUACCGAGUUGACGCCUGCCUUUGAGCAACUCUAUGCUGACGUUUUUAAAGAGGUUAAAUUUUCACAAAUUGCGCAAUCAUUUUCUCAGGAAUUCAAUGAAGGUUCCAUAAAAGAAUGUAUCCUAUUAGAAGAUGCACUUUCAAAAGGUUAUCGGAAUGCCAGCAACCCCGAAGGGCUUGAUGUUACGCACAUUGAAUAUGCUUUGAAAAAACUGGCUACAUUCCAUGCAGCAUCUGCUGUUUAUGCAUCCAACCAUCACGUCGCUUUAUUUAGAGAGUUUAGACAACGUUUUCAAACUAGCACUUCUGUCCAGCACCAUGGAAGCGCGUUGCUCAUUGAGCGUGAUGUUGUACUAAAUCGUAAAUUUAUUGAAGGACUUCGCUUUUAUGACAUGCGUGAAUAUCAGGAUAAGAUAAGGUCUUUUGCAAAAGCCCUCCAGCGUCAAAAGCAGUUACGCGCUACUUGUGAUGUCAGCGAAUUCAAUGUUCUCUUGUAUGGCAAUUGUUGGCCAAAUAAUUUUCUCUACAGCUACGAUGCUUUCGGCAAAAUAAAAGAUGUGCUGUUCACUAAUUUCAGCAACUGUCAGUGGGGCUCACCUGCGAUUGAUUUGCUCGCGUUGCUACUAUCAGCGCCUUGCUUGGCAAAUAAGUUAAGCAAAUUUGAUUACUUCGUUAAGGUAUAUCAUGAUGAGUUGUGCCUCAACUUGAAGUUAUUGGAGUAUAACAAAGACCCUCCGAAGUUAACGGACCUACAUCUGGCCAUAUUAAAGUUCUAUUGGUGGGGUUUUGAAGUGAUCGAAAAAAUAUUGCCAGCUGUGCUGUUGUCGUUUGGCGUUAGCGAGUUCCACUUAAAUGAAAUCCUAAUACGCAACCAUGAGCUAAAUACGGUAUUUAUCAAUGAAGCUUAUGCGAAUCCCCGAUAUGCCAGGGAAAUUGCUUUGAUUUUACCGUGGAUGGAAAACCGAGGCUUCCUGGAGGCAUGACAGCGAUUAAAUUAUGCGGCAUUUGGCUGACUUCUGACUUGUAACUCUGACCAUACAUUAUAUGAACAUAUAAAAAUACAUACGUAUAUCACAAUCAUGAAGUAAAAA
Messenger RNA from Bactrocera oleae (olive fruit fly), 1485 nucleotides. The record is from RefSeq and is a predicted model, not a curated record. Lineage: Eukaryota; Metazoa; Arthropoda; Insecta; Diptera; Tephritidae.